CUCUUAACUGGAUCUUGGAAAGUAGUUGCAAUGGUUAGAGAGUCGUUCAAAGUGCAAAAGCUUCUUAUAUCCAUAUCCAACAACUUUGCAUUGAGAAGAAGCUACUACAUAGGUUCAAGGUACAUGACACACCAAAGAUUUUAACAAAACAUAAAAAUAAAGUUUGUUGGGGGUUGAGAUAUUGACAUGUUGUUAAGUCUAAUGAACACAUUCACAUGCUCAAAAAAACUAUACCACCAUAACACACUCAACUCAACUCAACUCAACUCAACAAAACUCUCUCCUUAUAAACACUACUCUCCCUUGAACUUUCCAUCUCCAAAUUAAAUCUCUCUCCACAAAAAACUCUCUAACCCUUUUUCUUCUCUCUCUCAAAUGGAGUCUCUCUCUUUAAUUUUUCUUGUCCCAACAUUGUACUUGUGUUUCCUAAUAUGGAAACUAUUCGAUCAAAAGAGGGACCAAGAGUGUUACCUAUUAGAUUACCAAUGUCACAAACCAACUCAAGAUAGAAUGCUAGGGACAGAGUUUUGUGGCAAAAUAAUCAGAAGAACCGAGAAUUUGGGUCUAGAUGAGUACAAAUUUCUUCUCAAAGCCAUAGUAAGUUCCGGCAUCGGCGAGCAAACUUACGCGCCAAGAAACGUCUUCGAGGGCCGCGAAGCAUCGCCAACCAUCCACGACGGGAUCUCGGAGAUGGAAGACUUUUUCGACGACAGCAUUGUGAAACUCCUAGCCCGGUCGAAAAUAUCCCCCUCCGAAAUCGACGUCCUCGUCGUCAACAUCUCCAUGCUCUCCACUCUCCCGUCUCUAUCCGCGCGGAUCAUCAACCGAUACAAACUACGCCACGACGUCAAAGUCUACAACCUCACUGGAAUGGGCUGCAGUGCUAGUCUUAUCUCCCUAGACAUUGUUCAAAAUAUUUUCAAAUCACAAAAAAACAAGCUAGCCCUUUUAGUGACAUCAGAGUCUCUUAGUCCAAAUUGGUACCCCGGAAACAACAAAUCAAUGAUCCUUGCCAACUGUCUCUUCCGCUCGGGCGGAUGCGCGGUUCUUCUAACAAACAAAAGAUCCUUAAAGCACAAAGCUAUACUGAAACUAAGUUGCUUAGUAAGAACUCACCACGGCGCGAGAGACGAGUCGUUCGGAUGUUGUCUCCAAAAGGAAGAUGAACAAGGCAAGAGUGGUAUUUUCUUAGGAAAAAAUCUCCCAAAAGCCGCAACAAGAGCAUUUGUUGACAAUCUAAGAGUAAUAUCACCAAAAAUUCUACCAACAAGGGAACUCUUUAGGUUUCUCUUAGUCUCACUUUUGGAGAAACUUAAAAUAAUGUGUACUUAUUCUUCUAAGUCCUCUAGUGGAGUAGCAACAAUAGUAACAAAAAAAUCACCAUUGAAUUUCAAAACCGGCAUUGAUCAUUUCUGCCUCCACACAGGAGGAAAAGCAGUGAUAGAUGGAGUUGGAAUGAGCUUGGAUCUAAGUGAGCAUGAUCUUGAGCCAGCAAGGAUGACACUUCAUAGAUUUGGCAACACUUCUGCAAGUAGUUUGUGGUAUGUGUUAGGUUACAUGGAAGCAAAAAAGAGGUUAAGAAAAGGUGAUAGAGUUUUUAUGAUAAGUUUUGGAGCUGGAUUUAAGUGCAAUAGUUGUUUGUGGGAAGUGAUGAAGGAUCUUGGAAAUGGAUAUGGGAAUGUUUGGGAUGAUUGUGUUGAGGAUUAUCCACCAGAGACUUUGGUUAGUCCUUUCAUGGAGAAGUAUGGUUGGGUUAAUCAAGUUGAUGAUGUAAACAAUGUUGAACUUCCUGAUUUUCUUAAGUGAUUAAUUAAGGUAAUUAAUUGAAAAAUUUAAGAAAAAAGAGGAUUGAAGGAGUGUAAUUUUUUUUAUGUAUACUAGAUUUCUUGAUGAGGAUCAAGGUUAUUUAUUAUUAUUAUUAUUGUGCAUUAAUUUCAUUGUUAUGUAUUAAUAAUAUAUACACUUGUUAUUAUUUUUAUAUAAGGAGU
This is a messenger RNA of Vicia villosa (hairy vetch), 1988 nucleotides long. Its product is annotated as 3-ketoacyl-CoA synthase 12-like. Gene Ontology annotation, cellular component: membrane. The transcript has a single exon. The coding region runs from base 376 to 1806 and encodes 476 amino acids. Gene Ontology annotation, molecular function: acyltransferase activity, transferring groups other than amino-acyl groups. Lineage: Eukaryota; Viridiplantae; Streptophyta; Magnoliopsida; Fabales; Fabaceae. The record is from RefSeq and is a predicted model, not a curated record. Gene Ontology annotation, biological process: fatty acid biosynthetic process.